This is a messenger RNA of Culicoides brevitarsis, 1515 nucleotides long. Its product is annotated as fatty acyl-CoA reductase 1-like. Gene Ontology annotation, cellular component: peroxisome. Gene Ontology annotation, molecular function: alcohol-forming very long-chain fatty acyl-CoA reductase (NADP+) activity. Gene Ontology annotation, biological process: long-chain fatty-acyl-CoA metabolic process. The record is from RefSeq and is a predicted model, not a curated record. Lineage: Eukaryota; Metazoa; Arthropoda; Insecta; Diptera; Ceratopogonidae. The transcript is spliced from 5 exons. Bases 1 to 1515 code for a protein of 504 amino acids.
AUGCUACGCUUUUUAUUUGCACCAAAACUACACUUGAGUAAUGCAUCAAAAAAGUUCAAUGUCGGACAAGAACAUCAAUUAACUUUUGUCACUCAGAAAAGUGGCACGGGAUUCGUCGGCAAAACAAUAAUUGAAAAGCUGUUGAGAUCUUGCCCAGACGUUAAACGGAUUAUAAUUCUGCUUCGCGGCAAAAAAGGAAAAUCCAUCGAAGAACGUAUUGCGGAUUACAAGCAACAAGUUAUCUUUAGUCUCAUUCAAAAGUCUGAUCCAUCGUCAUUGGACAAAAUAAUUGGAAUUGAAGGAGAUUUAUCAUCUGGCACGUGGUCCGUUCCAGAUGACGCAAAGUUAAAAUCUGAACUGGAAUCGGUCAAUGUAAUUUUUCAUUGUGCCGCAUCAGUUCGCUUUGAUGACUCUCUCCAAAAGGCAAUUUUGAUAAAUGUUUGCGGAACAAAAGCUAUUCUUGAUUUCGCGAAAACAUUGAAGAAGUUGGAUGUUUUUAUGCAUGUUUCGACUGCUUAUUCCAAUUGUGAUCGCUUGAAAAUCGAAGAAAAGAUCUAUCCAGCUCAUGUCGAUUGGCGCACAACAAUCAAAAUAGCAAAACUCAUCGAUGAGGACACGCUCAACGCACUUUUUGCGAAAUAUUCGAGUAACAUGGCAAACACGUACGUUUUCGCGAAACACGUUGCCGAAUGUAUGGUGAACGAUUACAAAGACGAGCUACCGCUGAUUAUUUUUCGUCCUUCGAUUGUCACGUCGGCUGAAGUGGAACCGUUACCGGGUUACAUUGACAGCUUUAACGGGCCCAUGGGUUUGAUGGUUGCCACCGCAAUUGGCAUCAAUCGAACAUCUUGGCAAUCGCAUGAGGCAGCAAUUAACGCAACUCCCGUAGACCUGUGCGUCAAAGGAAUUGUUAUUGCGGCAUCGAAACGCCCAAAGCCCGGCGACGAAAUAAAAAUUUACAAUGCAGCGUCGAUUAAGACGACAAAGUAUGUGGAUGCGGUGAAGCAGGGGAAACGAUAUUGCGUCACAAAAGCACCACCAAACAUGUUUUUUUGGCGUCCCGGUGGGCGAUUGACGGAGAAUUAUUACGAAUUUUACUUGAGGUUAGUCUUUACGCAACUUAUUCCAGCAGCUAUAGCAGACGUAAUGCUACAUUUGAUGAAUAAAAAGACAUUCUUUUUGAAACUCCAACGAGCUUUAAUAAACGCUCAAACAAGUCUCCAUUACUUCAUGAAUAACGUCUGGGACAUCAAAAACGACAAUUUUUUGCAGUUGAGUCACGAUGUUCCUCCCGAAGAAUACAACGACUUCAAUUUGAAGGAAGUUUAUCCAGAUUACAUUGACUAUGGGUCACUUUGUAUGUUAGGAGCUCGCAGAUUUUUGCUCAACUGGCCAGAUAAGGACCUGGAAAAGGGCAAACGGAAUUUGCAAAUUGCCAUUUGGAUUGACAAAAUUGUCAAGUACACGUUUUUCUUUGUAAUUUUUUGGAUUUUGUACACGAAAUAUGUUAAAUAG